AUGGGCUGUUGCUUUUCCAUAUCUGUGUCGCGUGACACCCACACCGACCGAGUAGUAGCCCCAGAGGAGCCCGCAGCAGCGACCGCACCGCGCAGCGCCGCCAUCUCCAACACCACGACGACAACCACCCCGAGGACAACAACACUCUACCACCCCGCACGCAGCGGACCGUCCGCCACCGCACGGGUCGUCGUGCGCACCGCACCAGACGACUUCCCACUGGGCGAGCCGUUCAACGCGCCGAUCCGCCCGCACGUGUGGUACAGCAAGCGGCGGCUCUGGACGCGCGCACAGCUGGACCACGAGCGCCGCGAGUUCUUCGAGACCCGCGUGACGGGGCGGCCGGAGAUCUGGGCCGCGCUGGCGACGGCCCUCGCGCUCAUGCAGGCUGGCGACCUCGACACUGCGCAGGGCAUCGUCGACGCCGCCGGCAUCACCGUGCCCACGGGCGACUUCUGCCAGGGCGCCUACGACCAGCACGGCGUGCUGUACCGUCUGCCGCAGUGCAUCGUCAGCGACCCGGAGAACAUGCUGGCCGCAGAGCUGGCGGAUGAGUUCGACACUGACGACGAUAAGAUGUCGCUGGACGAGGCAUCGGGCGAUGAGCUGAUCGCGGAGGAGGAGGAGGAGGUCGAGCGGCGCCGCGAUGAGAAGGGGAAGGCUAGUGAGCGCGACGUGAUCCGGGUCCGGGCGCGCCUGAGUGAUCGUGGCGGGCCGGAUGUCGUCGUCGCCGUGAAGACGUCGCACAGUGUGGGGUUCAUUGCGCGCAAAAUCCAGCAAGAUGCCGGGAUCCCGCGCACCCAGCGCGUCCGCAUCGUGUACCUGGGCAAGAUGCUCCGCGAACAUGCGUCCCUCGUCGACCAGGGAUGGAAGUCCGGCCAUGUGGUAAAUGCGCUGGUCGUCGCCCGGAAUCCGCUAUGA
Aspergillus terreus NIH2624 is the source of this 921-nucleotide messenger RNA. RefSeq lists its product as uncharacterized. Bases 1 to 921 code for a protein of 306 amino acids. Gene Ontology annotation, molecular function: protein binding. The record is from RefSeq and is a predicted model, not a curated record. NCBI's taxonomy places the organism in Eukaryota, Fungi, Ascomycota, Eurotiomycetes, Eurotiales, Aspergillaceae. The transcript is spliced from 3 exons.